Messenger RNA from Anopheles maculipalpis, 2715 nucleotides. RefSeq lists its product as uncharacterized. NCBI's taxonomy places the organism in Eukaryota, Metazoa, Arthropoda, Insecta, Diptera, Culicidae. Gene Ontology annotation, cellular component: 90S preribosome; nucleus. The transcript has 3 exons. Gene Ontology annotation, biological process: maturation of SSU-rRNA. The record is from RefSeq and is a predicted model, not a curated record. Bases 1 to 2715 code for a protein of 904 amino acids.
AUGGACCCACUUAAUCUUAUAAAAGAGAUAAAGACGCUCCAUUCGCUGGUGAAGGCAACGCGCACCCACAUCAUCCUCAAACUUACACGCGAUAGCAAAUUUUGGGCUGCCAAAGCGGACUCGAAUAGUUCUAAUCAGCGUGCCAGGAGAAGAGCAGAAUCGUUCAAAGCCAUCCUUGCCCAUCUAAAAGCGAUUCCCGCUUCGGUACUGGUGGAAGAAGUGUUACAAUAUAAACCGCUAAAGGAUGAGGCAUCAUUGCAAGCAGCUCCAGUGGCUCAUCGCAGCAUAGCACGUAUUUUAGAAGAGAAAAAACUAAAUCAGCAUCUGAAAUCGCUCGAAAGUCAAUAUGGUUCCGGUUCUAGCUCAAAGCUUCUCGAUGCGCUUAAAAAGAAGAGGAAAAUCAAAUCAUCGGUAACAAAGAAACUGAAAAAGGAACGUAUAGCUAAAGCGGUGGAGAGAAAGAACAAAAAACAGCAGAAGAAAUUGAGUGAGAAAGGUCAACCCAAGCAAAAGGCAAGUGUGUUGCCAAAAUGGGAAAAUGAUGAACCGGAUUCUGACGAAGAAACAGAUGAUGAGGAGGAAAAGCAAGCAACGUCAGUAUGCGAUUCGUAUGGUUCGGAUGACGAUAGUGAAGAAUUUAACAUGGAACAGGACUUAACGGAUGAAUCCGACGAUGGAGAGGAACCAAACCAGCAAAGUGAGCAGAGUCCAUCGAUUCAUGAGGAUGUGAGUUGUUACUCAAGUGAAGAAAAAGAUGGAAUCGAUCAAUCUGUGGAAGAACCGGUAAAGAAUAAACUUUCACCGUCGAAUGAAGGGUCUGUGAAAAAAUUUGACUUGUCAGUUGAACGGAACAUAAAAAGCCCUCCUAAGAAGAAGGCGGUAAUCUAUAAAGCUCCCGAGGAAGAAGACGAUGAAGAUGGGUAUGAGUUGAUAACGGAUAGUUUUUUCGUUACGGACACGGGUGCCCGGUACGUGGCGGUCGCUCCAAAAUUAAAGCCACGAACCGAUGAUGAUGGGGAAGAAGAUGAACCAGAGGAAAGCUGGAAGUUAGUGAAUAGGAGAAGACGACGAGAGCAACAGUGGGAAGGAGCUGAUACACGUGAAGAAUUUGAAACAUCUUCGAAGCAUGCGAAGCAAAGAAAAGCGAAUGGAAAAUCCAUUACCUUCAAUGAACAAGAUCAAGAUCUUCAUCCAUCGUGGGUAGCAAAGCAAGCGCAAAAAGGCAUCAAACCUUUCACGGGGAAGAAGGUCGUGUUUGAUAAUGAAGAUCAUAGUAGAAAUCCUUCGACAUUUAAUCAAAAGGCAAUAGUCAGUCUCAAUCACGAGAGCGAUCUUCACCCGUCUUGGGCUGCAAAACAAGCUCAGAAAGGAAUUAAACCUUUCGCUGGGAAGAAGGUUGUAUUUGACCCUGAGGAUGAAGGGCCUUCGUCGUUUAAUCUAAGGCCAACUGACAGCCAUAAUCAGGAGAGCGAUCUUCAUCCAUCAUGGGCUGCAAAACAAGCUCAAAAAGGCAUCAAACCUUUCGCUGGGAAGAAGGUUGUGUUCGACGCUCAGGAUAAUGAUUCUUCAACGUUUCCUGCGAGACCAACAGGGAACACUAACAAGGAAAGCGAUCUUCAUCCAUCGUGGGCUGCAAAACAAGCCCAGAAAGGAAUCAAACCUUUCGCUGGGAAGAAGAUUGUAUUUGACGCUGAUGAUGAAGGUCUUUCGUCGCCAACAAGGACCGCCAACAGAGAAAACGAUCUUCAACCGUCGUGGGCUGCAAAACAAGCUCAGAAAGGAAUCAAGCAGUUCGCUGGAAAGAAGGCCACGUUUGGCAAUGAGAACGAUACUAAAAGUCCUUCGUCGUUUAAUCUUAGACCAACAAGCAGCCUUAAUAAGGAGAGAGAUCUUCACCCGUCUUGGGCAGCUAAACAAGCUCAGAAAGGUAUUAAACCUUUUGCUGGGAAGAAGGUUGUAUUUGACGCUCCUCCUAAUGGUUCUUCAUCGAUUAAUCUGAGGCCCACGGGAAGUCUUGAUAAGGAAAGCGAUCUUCAUCCAUCAUGGGCUGCAAAACAAGCUCAAAAAGGUAUCAAACCUUUCGCUGGGAAGAAGGUUGUGUUCGAUGCUCAGGAUGAUGAUUCUUCAACGUUUAAUGUAAGGCCAACAGGUAACAGUAACAAUGAAAGCGAACUUCAUCCAUCAUGGGCAGCUAAACAAGUUCAGAAAGAAAUCAAGCAGUUCGCUGGGAAGACGGUCGUAUUUGACAAUGAAGAUCACUUUGAUCGUCCUUCGUCAUUUACCCAAAAAACCAACGAAAAAUCAAAAAUCGAUCUUCAUCCAUCAUGGGCUGCAAAGCAGGCUCAGAAAGGCAUUAAACCUUUCGUUGGGAAAAAGAUCGUUUUCAACGGUGAAAAUACUAACGGUUUUGGCAAAAAAGAUUAUCUUAAGAACACCAAUCUACCAAGCGAUUUUCAUCCAUCAUGGGCUGCAAAGCAAGCGCAAAAAGGCAUCAAACCAUUUGCUGGUAAAAAAAUUAAUUUCACCAAUGAAGAUGCCACACAGAUUAAUACAACUGAAUUCCGUGAACCAGACAGAACGUCCGCAACAAACCCCGGUGGGGUUAAAAAAUUACAACCAAGUCAAGCGUCCGACCUGCAUCCAUCCUGGGCAGCGAAACAGGCCCAAAGUGGAAUUAAACCGUUCGCAGGUAAGAAAGUUAGUUUCGAUGACUAA